This is a messenger RNA of Xylona heveae TC161, 1281 nucleotides long. Its product is annotated as PLP-dependent transferase. Gene Ontology annotation, biological process: biosynthetic process. The transcript is spliced from 11 exons. Gene Ontology annotation, cellular component: mitochondrion; cytoplasm. The coding region runs from base 1 to 1281 and encodes 426 amino acids. Gene Ontology annotation, molecular function: L-kynurenine:2-oxoglutarate transaminase activity; pyridoxal phosphate binding. Lineage: Eukaryota; Fungi; Ascomycota; Xylonomycetes; Xylonales; Xylonaceae. The record is from RefSeq and is a predicted model, not a curated record.
AUGACGUCGGCAGCCGAGGCAUUCCGUCCCGCUGCACGGGUUGCAGGUCAGAAGCAGGAUGUCUGGUCAAUCGUGAAUGAGGCAGCUGCCUCUUCGCCGGUCCAGCCUAUCGUAAACAUGGGCCAGGGUUUCUUUGGCUACAAUCCUCCUCAAUUCGUCAUCGACGCUGCAAAACAGAGUCUUGAUCGGGUGGACUGCAACCAAUACGCCCCUACCAAGGGCCGGCCGCGCUUAAAGAAGGCUCUCGCUGAUGCGUACUCCCCAUUCUACGGACGGACUCUCAACCCUGAAACUGAGAUUACCAUCACUACUGGAGCAAACGAGGGCAUGCUCAGUGCCUUUAUGGCCUUUAUCGAGUCUGGUGAUGAAGUUAUUAUUUUUGAGCCAUUCUUCGACCAAUAUAUUAGCAACAUUGAAAUGGCCGGCGGUGUGAUUAAAUACGUUCCUAUGCACCCACCAGUAAAAGGAGCUAUUGAGACGUCUUCCGCCUCGGAAUGGCGCAUUGAUAUUGAGGAGCUCAAGAAGGCCAUUACACCGAAGACAAAAAUGAUUGUUCUCAACACACCUCAUAAUCCCGUUGGAAAGGUCCUCUCCAAGGAGGAGCUUGAGGCCAUUGGAGAGCUCUGCGUCAAGAACAACAUUCUUAUUCUUUCCGACGAGGUCUAUGACAGACUGUAUUACGUCCCUUUCACACGCAUCGCAACCCUCUCACCUGAGCUCUACAACCUGACUUUGACCGUCGGCUCCGGCGGCAAAAACUUUUAUGCCACUGGCUGGCGCGUGGGCUGGCUGAUCGGUCCCGAGCACCUCAUCAAGUAUGUGUCAGCAGCGCACACUCGCAUCUGCUACAGCAGUGUGAGCCCACUGCAGGAAGCUACAGCUAUUGGCUUUGAGGAGGCAGACAAGCACGGCUUCUGGGACGAAUCCAAGAAGGAGAUGCAAGGCAAGGUCAGAAAGUUUAACGAGAUCUGGGACGAGUUAGGAUUGCCUUACUCCGACCCCGAAGGUGGAUACUUUGUCGUCGUCAAUAUGGAAAAAGUCAAGCUUCCGGACGACUACGUCUUUCCUCCGCACGUCGCUGAACGCCCUCGGGAUUUCAAGCUCAGCUGGUUCCUCAUUAUGGAAGUCGGAGUCGCUGCUAUUCCACCUACUGAAUUCUACACCAAAGAAAACGCCCACAUUGCUGAAAAUUAUUUGCGUUUCGCCGUCUGCAAGAACGACGACGUUCUCGAAGAGGCCAAGGCCCGACUACGCGGCUUAAAGAAAUUCAUCCAGGCAUAA